AUGACGAUCAACCAACACACAGGUGAAAUCACUUUAAAAAAACGGCUUGAUUACGAGACACGGAAUUUCUAUCAGUAUACAAUUAUGGCUAAAGAUUCAGGUACGCCACCUUUAAAUUCAACGGAAAGUGUAUGGAUACAAAUCACUGAUGUCCAGGACACUCCGCCCGUUUUUAUCAAUCCUUCAUUCAUUAAACACAUCGGGGAAGACGCAACAAUCGGUACGUCAGUCAUGAGCGUAACUGCUGAAGACGGUGACCGGGGAAUCCCUAAUGGAAUUUUAUACACGAUAGACGAUGCCCGUUGUAAACGAUUCAGGAUCGAUCAAACCACUGGUGUAAUCUACGUGAAGCAGGACCUGAAUCUUACAGAAACUUCGUUAAAACACUUAUACGGUGUUUGUCCAAUCACUGUGAUACUCUACUCUAUCCUCUGUCCUUUGCUCUCUCACUGUCUCAGGUUCAUACUCGGCUGGUGUCUAUCGAGGUAUCUCCACUCUCAGCUGAUGUCUCUCCCGCAGUUUAUACUCCUCACUCUAUCGAUGUAUCUCGUUCAGCACGUACUCUGUAGAUGUCUCUCACCCAGUUCAUACUCGGCUGGUGUAUCACACUCAACUCCUACUCUAUCGAUCUCGUACUCGGCUGAUAUCUCUCACCCAGUUCAUACUCGGCUGGUGUAUCAUACUCAACUCCUACUCUAUCGAUGUAUCUCCUUCAGCUCGUGCUCUCUCACUCGGCUGAUGUCUCUCACCCAGUUCAUACUCGGCUGGUGUAUAACACUCAGCUCCUACUCUAUUGAUCUCCUGAUGUCCUACUCUAUCGAUGUAUCUCCUUUAGCUCGUACUCGGCUGAUGUCUCUCACGCAGUUCAUACUCGGCUGGUGUAUCACACUCAGCUCCUACUCUAUCGAUGUAUCUCCUUUAGCUCGUACUCGGCUGAUGUCUCUCACCCAACUCCCUAUGUCAUACUCGUACUGGGCUGAUGUCUGGUGUAUAAUCACGUAUCUCGGUCACUCGGCUGAUGUCUCCUACUCUAUCGAUGUAUCUCCUUUAGCUCGUACUCGGCUGAUCUCUCUCUCACCUAGUUCAUACUCGGCUGCUCGUACUCGGCUGAUGUCUCUCACAGUUCUAUCGAUGGUGUAUCUCUGUAUCUCCUUUAGCUCGUACUCGGCUGAUGUCUCUCACUCCCAUGUCACUACUCCUACUGGUGUAUCUCCAGCUCGUACUCGGCUGAUGUCUUCCUACUCUGGUGUAUCAUCGACUCUAUCGCUGUAUCUCCUUUCAGCUCUCGUAUGUCUCUCGGUUCAUGUCUCUAUAACACUCACUCCUACUCUAUCGAGGUAUCUCCUUUUUCGGUCGUACUCGGCUGAUGUCUCUCAUCGCAGUUCAUACUCGAUGUCUCUCACCCAGUUCAUACUCGGCUGGUGUAUCACACUCAGCUCCUACUCUAUCGCUGUAUCUCCUUUAGCUCGUACUCGGCUGAUGUCUCUCACCCAGUUCAUACUCGGCUGGUGUAUAACACUCAGCUCCUACUCUAUCGAGGUAUCUCCUUUAGCUCGUACUCGGCUGAUGUCUCUCACGCAGUUUAUACUCGGCUGGUGUAUCUACUCUCGUACUCGGCUGAUGUCUCUCACCCAGUUCAUACUCGGCUGGUGUAUCACACUCAACUCCUACUCUAUCUUUAGCUCUGUAUCUCCAGUUUUAGCUCGUGUCACACUCAACUCCUACUCUCGGUAUCUGAUGUACUCUCUCACCCAGUUCAUACUCGGCUGGUGUAUAACACUCAGCUCCUACUCUAUCGACGUAUCUCCUUUCGGUCGUACUCGGCUGAUGUCUCUCACGCAGUUCAUACUCGGCUGGUGUAUAACACUCAGCUCCUACUCUAUCGCUGUAUCUCCUUUAGCUCGUACUCGGCUGAUGUCUCUCAACACUCCCAGUUCAUGUCUCUCACCCAGUUUAUACUCGGCUGGUGUCUCAGCUACCUAUCGCUGUAUCUCCUUUAGCUCCUCGUACUCGGCUGAUGUCUCUCACCAGUUCAUACUCGGCUGGUGUAACAUCAGCUCCUACUCUAUCGAGGUAUCUCCUUUAGCUCGUACUCUAGUGUCUCUAUCGCUGGUGUAUCACACUCAACUCCUACUCUAUCGCUGUAUCUCCUUUAGCUCGUACUCGGCUGAUGUCUCUCACCCAGUUCAUACUCGGCUGGUGUAUCACACUCAACUCCUACUCUAUCGCUGUAUCUCCUUUAGCUCGUACUCGGCUGAUGUCUCUAUCGAGGUAUCUCCUCGGCUGAUGUCUCUCACCCAGUUAAUACUCGGCUGGUGUAUCACACUCAGCUCCUACUCUAUCGCUGCAUCUCCUUUAGCUCGUACUAGGCUGAUGUCUCUCAGUUUAUACUCGGCUGGUGUAUCACACUCAGCUCCUACUCUAUCGGUGUAUCUCCUUCAGCUCGUACUCUGUAGAUGUCUCUCAUCUCCUCAGGUCAUACUCUCACCCAGUUCUGGUGUAUCACACUCUAGCUCCUAUCUCUAUGUCUCUCACCCAGAUGUAUCUCCUUUAUCGCUUCUGUAUCUCUUUAGCUCGUACUCGGCUGAUGUCUCUCACCCAGUUCAUACUCGACUGGUGUAUCACACUCAGCUCCUACUCUAUCGAUGUAUCUCCUUCAGCUCGUACUCUGUAGAUGCCAAAGAAGACGAUUCUAUAUCAUCUUUUACUAAACAAGACAUCACCAUUUUCAUUGACGAUAUCAACAACCAUGGCCCAGUAUUCAGCAAUCCAUCGUAUAGUGCCAAUAUCAGUGAAGCCACAGCAAUUGACAAUCCAGUUAUAAUUAAUCAAAGCAUCCAGAUAAGCGACGAUGACCUGAAAGUUGAAAACAACAACUUCAGUCUCAGCCUUCAAUACAUGAACGGUUCAACCUUCUCGGCUUUGAGCGUUUGGCCAAAUGCAAGCGUAGCGCGCGCCGGUGUGAUUCUAUUGGUGAAAGACAAAAGCCAACUCGACUAUGAAAAAAGAGACCACAUUGAUUUUAAGAUCGUUGCUCGGGGUGCACAAGGAAAAUAUAGUUCUUCAGCGACAGUGAAGUUAACGAUUUUACCCUUUAAUGAAUACAGGCCGAAAUUUGCAAGCAAUUAUACAGUUUGUUUGUUCGAGAACACAACUAAAGGCCAUUAUGUUACAAAUGUUUCGGCUACAGAUGACGACAGAGGAAUUCAUGGGAAUAUUACAUACAGUUUAUAUGGCAGCAACGGUUUGUUUUUAAUAGACAAAUUCACAGGCGUUGUCACACUGGGCAAGGAAGAACUUGAUUAUGAAAAAGUUAAGUCAUACCAUUUGACUGUCGACGCCACUGAUGGUGGCAACAAAAAAGACACGACCAGUUUGUACGUUUGCAUCAACGAUACAAAUGAUGAAGCGCCAAAAUUCACUUCAAGUAAAUACGAACAAACGGUGAAAGAAAACGAGGAGAUCAAAAUUAAAGUCCAGGCGAAAGAUAAAGACGAACCCGGUACUCCAAAUUCUAAGGUGUCAUAUAGUAUUGUGAGCGUCAGUCAAAAACUUACGAAGAACUUCACAAUUAACAAUACUUCAGGAGUAAUACAUGCAAAAUCAAUUGACUAUGAAAAGCUGACCUCUGGUCAAAUUAUUCUUGAAGUUGAAGCUUCUGACCAAGGUAAUCCCCAAAGGUACACGAAAACGAAUGUGACUAUUAACAUUCAGGAUGUUAAUGAUAACCCUCCACGUUUCACCCAUCCACUGUACAAUUUUAUUGUUCCUGAAAAUUCUACCACCGGUGAUUAUAUUGGUAACGUUUCAGCAACUGACGCUGACCGGCAAAGCAUCAACCAUAGACUCACUUUUCUUCUGGUCAAUGAAACUGACAAGUUUAACAUAAACUCUGGAACUGGUUCUAUUUUCAUUCUUGGUAAACUAGACCGAGAGAAAAAUGACCACUAUCGCUUGCUAGUGGAAGUCAUUGAUGGUGGUUCCCCGUCUCUAAAUAGCACCGCCAUCUUGAACAUCACAGUCACAGACGUCAAUGACGAAUAUCCCGUGCUGAUAGAUUCUUCAGCUACUAUUGAAGUUGCCGAGAACAUUUCAGUUAACAGCUCGAUCGUGAAAAUUAAUGCCACUGACCAGGAUUUAAACGCUAAACUAGUUUAUGGUAUCUACUCCCAACAGAUUCAAGUUGAUGGCAAGGGAAUGUACGUUAAUAAAAUCUCAACGGAUUAUUUUGGUAUAGACAAGGACACCGGUGAAAUUUUCUUGAAGGUAGAAUUGGAUCGUGAAGUGGCCGAACUUAUUUCCCUUGGAAUUGAAGUGAACGACACGAACGCUGUCGGCCAUCCUCAGGUUUCAAGAGGUCAACAAAAGAUUAAAAUUUUGGACAUUAAUGAUAACAAUCCAAAGUUUUUAAAUGAAUUUAUAAAACUUUCACUGUCUGAAAAUCUCCCAGUGAAUACCACGUUAACCCGAGUCAGUGCCACAGACGCUGACAAGAAUGACAAUGUAACUUACAGUUUUCAAAGGAACUAUAUACAGUUUAAAAUCAACGAAACAACGGGAGAGAUCAAACUUGUGAAAAACUUGGAUCGUGAGACAAACGCGAAUAUAAGUUUGUUUGUUUUAGCAAAAGACACCAAACCGAAACGCCGAACAUCGACAGCAACCAUCUCAUUGAAUAUCUUAGAUUACAACGACAAUAGCCCAAUAUUUGUUGGAUCGUAUAACAAAACGUAUAACGUAAGCGAGGGUGCUUCAGAUGGUACUGAAAUUCUCACAGUCACGGCCACAGAUGCUGACACGGGAAUUAAUGCUGACAUUCGUUUUUCGCUUUUUUACGAAGAUAAUGACCAAAUAUUGCCCAUAAGUAUAAAUAAUACGACGGGAAAAGUGUUUGUAUCUGGUAAACUUAACCGAGAAGAGACACCUUUGUACAAAAUUGAGAUUAAAGCUAAAGACAUGGCCGGAAUUUACAGUGAGAAUGCACGCACUGGAAGCACUUGGAUUAAAAUUAAUGUAACUGACAUCAAUGACUGUGCUCCAAAAUUCGUAAUACCUAGUUAUUAUGCAAACGUGCAAGAAAAUACACCACCUGAUCAGUCUGUCAUUCAAGUGCAGGCAACAGACCAAGAUGUUGGAGAGAACAGUCGGUUGUCAUUCAAAUUGGAAGGAGAUGGAGCAACUUUUUUCAAAAUUGAUAAUUCAAAAGGAAUUAUUUCUGUGAAUUCAAGUCUUACAGAUAAAGUGGGUGUGAAAAGAUUUUUGGUGGUGGCCACUGAUCAUGGAAUGCCAUCAAAAAAUAACACUGCAAAUGUCACCAUUAAUAUAACAGAUAUAAAUAACCACCGGCCUGAAUUUGCCGAUAAUAAAAAAUAUAUUGACAUUUCUGAGGCUGUGUGCCCUGGUUCGUUUAUUUUUAAUGUAUCAGCCACUGACAAGGACUUUUAUCCACCAAAUAAUCAGGUGAUAUAUGAAUUGAAAAAUGAAAGACAUUAUGAACCGGAUUUGAAAAAAGAAAAAAAUUACAAAUAUUUUAAGCUUGAUGCAAACACUGGUCGUUUGACACUUGCUAGAGAACUGGACAGAGAAAAACAUAAAAUUCAUGAGCUUACAAUUACUGCCACAGACAAAGGCAGCCCGCCUUUGGAGUCCAAUCCUCUCCGAUUAAUAAUCAAUGUCACAAAUGUAGAUGAUGAGCCACCAGUCUUUCGCAGACAGGACUAUAAGGACUUAAAGAAAACCUUUUCCGUCCUGGAAGGGAAACCACCACUUUUUGUUGGCGAAAUAAAGGCCUACAAUAGUUAUCCGGAUUCAAAACCCUGCUUCAAAUUCGUUCAAAAGGCUAAUGAACAGUAUUUUGAAGUUAAAUCUGUCAAUGGUUAUGGAAAAAUCACAGCGCUCAAGGAACUUGAUUACGAAACAAAGAAGAUAUAUAAUUUCAUGCUGGAAACCUUCGAUUGCAAUAAUAAUGUCUACAAUAUCUGUGGUAAUUCUAUAACACCUACUGAUAACAAACUUAGCAUCAUUGUAAAUGUAACAGAUGUCAAUGAUCAUCCUCCAAGAUUCAUCAACAAAUCAAUGCAUAUGGCGAUCCAGCCAGACUUAAAGCUGAAAACUGUUAUUGCAAACCUCACAUCCUUGAUUACCGAUGGCGAUGACUAUAUAGAGAAUAAAAAGAAUUUAUUUAAAAUUUUAAAAUUUACGCCAUAUGGGGACGUUUCUGUUCAAAAGAAGCCAUUUGUUGUUGAGAAGAAUCUUUUGAAGACCAACCAGUUAUUCAGCGCAGCAAAAAUCGGCUACGUCACUCUUUUGAUAUCAACCUUUGAUGAAAAAGGGAAAAGUGAUACUGCAGAAUUGAAGGUUUAUAUCAUUGCUAACGGAAAUAAAAUAAAAAUAACUUUUAUGCAGACCGUUGAACAAACAGAGAAAAACAAGGAAACAUUUAGUCGUCUAUUGGGAAAUAUUUUGGGCAACAAUAUCACAAUCGUUCCUGGAAAAAUUGAACCACUUCAAAGAGCAGAUGGAACAUAUGAGAAAACAAAGACAGUCAUGUUUAUCUAUGGCUUUCAAAAUGAAAAAAUCAUGUCAGCAGAAAAACUUCAAAAGCUUAUCGACUGGAAGACGAAAAAACUAAGUGAAAUCCAAAACAAAUAUCCCAUUAUUAGUAUAAUGAGCAUGAAACAAAAAUCUGCAACCUCAAGUAAUGCUGCCAAGAACCAAGUGAUAUUAUCAGCGGUUAUAGCUCUCCUCGGCAUCACACUUUUGGUAGUCAUUUUCUUGUUCUAUGGAAUUUCUUUCUUUUUUUCCUCUUUACUUUUACUUCUUUUCUUUUUUUUACUUUUCUUUUUUUACUUUUCUUACUUCUUUUCUUUUUUUCGUGAUUCUUCAUGUUUUUUUUUAUUUUUGUUUGUUUCACUUUUGUUUUUUUACUUUUUUAUUUUUCUUUCUUUUACUUUUCUUUUAUCCUUUUUACUUCUUUUCUUUCUUUUACUUUUUUGUUUUUCUCCUCUUUUUACUUUUCUUUCUUUUACAUUUUAUUUUUUUCUUUUUAUUUUUUAUUUUUGUUUCUUUUACUUUUCUUUCUUGUUUCCCCGUUUUUCUUAUUUCUUUUACUUUUUUGUUUUUUCCUUUUUUUACUUUUCUUUCUUUUUCUUUUUUACUUUUCUUUCUUUUUCUUUUUUAUUUCAGUUUCUUUUACUUUUCUUUUUCCUUUUCUUUCUUUUUAUUUCUUUUUAUUUUUUCCUUUUACUUUUCGUUCUUUCUCCUCUUUUUUCUUCUUUUCUUUCUUUAACUUUUCUUUUACUUUUUUCAAUUUUGCUCUUUUCUUAUUAUUUUUCUUCUUUUCUCUUUAUUUUUUCUGUUUUCUUUAAAUUUUUCUCACUUAUUUUUCUCUAUUCAUCCUCUGUUUUUCUUUUGUUCUUGUUUUUCUUUAUUCUCUCUUUUUAUUUCUUCAUUCUUUCUUUUUCCUCUUAUUUCUUUACUUUAUUUUCCUUUCUAUCACAUAAUAAUAAAGAAGAUUUUCAAAAAUGGAUUGUUCCUGGUUCCAAUGUUCAUGCUUUGGGAGAGUCAAAUCCAAUUUAUAACAAAGAUAUUAAUCCUGUUAUGAAUCUACCUGACAAAGUAAGUUUGAAUUCCCUUGAUAUGAAUGAAGUUGGGGAUUCUGCUGUUUUUGUGGAUCCAUUUGAUGAGCAGGAAGUGGCUUUGGAUUUUAUCGAUGACCCCCCAAAUGAAACAAGUACCACAUCCAAAGAUUAUUCCAAAACUUUCUUGGACAAUGUCAUCAAGGAACGUGAAGCAGAAAUGAACAAGAAGAAUCAGAAGUCUGGAUCAAUGUCUGGCAGCACAAACAUGGCACUGAAUGUUACCAACCUAGAAACAACAGACGUGUAA
Acanthosepion pharaonis is the source of this 7887-nucleotide messenger RNA. The record is from the annotation of a GenBank genome assembly. NCBI's taxonomy places the organism in Eukaryota, Metazoa, Mollusca, Cephalopoda, Sepiida, Sepiidae.